CAAUUAUAAUAAAAACCUCCCAAAGAACUUCCAUUCAGUACACAACGCUUCUUUCACACCCUCUUCUAAUUCUAUAAAUAACCUCUCUUUGUGCCAUACUUUCCAUUCAAAUCACCAUGUCGCAACCCAACCCCUACCUCCUCGCCUGCGACAACCCAACCGCCCUCCUCACCCUCCUGCGCUCCAACCCCUCCAUCGCCUCCAACCAAGAUGAACACGGCUACUCCCUCCUCCACGCCGCAGCCUCCUACAACCACCUCGACCUCCUGCGCGCCCUCGUCCAAGAAUUCCACGCAGACGUAAACCUCCUCGACGAAGACGCCGAAACCUGCCUCUUCGUCACCGAGACCGUCGAAAUUGCCAAAUGCCUCGUCGAAGAGCUCGGCGUGAACUACGCCCACAAAAACGACGAGGGAUUCACCGCCCAGGAGACCAUUGAAGCCGACGGCUCGUUCCCCGAGGUCGCCGCCUACCUCCGCCAGGUGAUGGGUCUGCCUCCUCUGCCCGCUCAGGACCAGGUUGCCGACUCGCUGAACCCGGCGCCGCCGCUGCCGCCGAACAUCCAGGUUAAUCUGGGGACUAUGUCGGAGCAAGAGGCGAAUGCAGGGACCGAGCAGGUGGAUCCGGAGUUCAAGCGGAGGAUUGAUGAGUUAGCGGCGAGGGAAGAUUUCCAGAGUGAGGAGACGCAGGCGCAGCUGCGUGAGUUGGUUAUGGAGGCUAUUCGGGGGUCGAGUGUUGAUACAUCAGAGCGGGAGGUGAGGCGGAGGGUGGAUUAAGGCUUUUUCUUUUCACACUUGCGUAAGGGAAAUGUUCUUGUUCAGUAAGGGCUACUGCGCUGCUUGAUGGCGCCCGUUACCUGUAUCCCGGAUUGCCGACUUCCUGAGAGGGGCCGGUUGGCGUCGGUUUGAAAUGGCUGACUUUGCCGUGUCCCUGUUAUUCGGGCUUGAGUAUGGUCACUGUUCUCCGGGGAGUAAUCAGGCCCGAGAGAUGAGGUGCAGGAGGUAAGAAUCUUCCUCUUUUCGCUAUCUGUGCCCCUGGCUGCAGGAAGUCGUGGCGGACUACCCGCCAGAUGUGCUACAGGAGGUGGGAUACGGGACUCCAAUCGCCUAGAGGCCGCAAGGGAUGCAAUGCAUGACAGCCGGGACAUAUCCGAUCUUUUUGAUGUCUAUUAUAAAAGUAGUACUUAUGACUAGCGUUCGUUUCAAGGCCAUGAUCAUCCCAUCUGUGGUAGCCUCAGGCA
Messenger RNA from Aspergillus alliaceus, 1240 nucleotides. RefSeq names its product ankyrin repeat protein. Lineage: Eukaryota; Fungi; Ascomycota; Eurotiomycetes; Eurotiales; Aspergillaceae. The record is from RefSeq and is a predicted model, not a curated record. The transcript has a single exon. Gene Ontology annotation, molecular function: protein binding. The coding region runs from base 117 to 776 and encodes 219 amino acids.